Molecule: messenger RNA, 2705 nt
Organism: Raphanus sativus (radish)
Lineage: Eukaryota; Viridiplantae; Streptophyta; Magnoliopsida; Brassicales; Brassicaceae
Product: zinc finger CCCH domain-containing protein 30
Exons: 3
Coding region: 309-2378 (689 amino acids)
Molecular function (GO): protein binding; metal ion binding
Source: RefSeq, a predicted model, not a curated record
AUACCUUUUUUUUCUAUAGAGAUCUGAGCUUUGGGACAUGGAGAUGGUAGAAGAACAAGCUUCUCUUUAAAUCACUUCACCAGAUUCUUUUUUUUUCUUCCUAUCCUAGAUUUUCUCGGGAAAAAAAUAAUUGUUUCCUUUCUCUUUCUUCUCUCACUUGCUCGAUAACACACUCUUUAUUUUUUUUUCUAGAUCUACCUGACUUUUGUUAAAACCAUCGAAAAGUCUCCGGCAGAAAAGAUGUGUUUGCUUGUGUUCUAUUGAAACUUCGAGACUAAUCAAAGAAUCCGAUUUCCGCAGAUGGAACUAUGUGCUGUGGAUCAGACCAAUUAAACCAGAACUCAUCAUCAGAAGAUACCACCACCAACGCAGAGAUGAAUCACCUGAGAGUCGAAACAGAGGAUACUUUCGCCAGCCUCCUCGAGCUAGCAGCCAACAACGACGUAGAAGGCGUGAGGCUAUCAAUCGACAGAGACCCUUCGUGCGUGGACGAGCCCGGUCUCUGGUACGGUCGCCAAAAGGGCUCCAAAACCAUGGUCAACGAUCACAGGACCCCCUUGAUGGUCGCCGCUACUUACGGAAGCAUCGACGUGAUCAAGCUCAUCCUCUCCUUAACCGACGUGAACCGCUCCUGCGGGAGCGAUCAGACCACGGCCUUACACUGCGCCGCCUCAGGAGGAGCCGUGAACGCUGUCCAGGUUGUUAAGCUGCUUCUCGCGGCCGGAGCUGAUUUGAAUCUGAUGGACGCCGAUGGUCAGCGAGCCGGUGAUGUGAUUGUCGUCCCUCCUAAGCUUGAAGGUGUGAAGCUGAUGCUUCAGGAGCUCCUCUCCGCGGCUACCGCGGAGAGGAACUUGAGGGUUGUGACGAAUGCGAGGAGCAGGUCUCACUCUCCUACCGAAGAGGAGGAUGGUGAGUCGUCUCCGUUUAAGAUGAAGUCCUCUAUGGAGUUCAAGAAAGAGUAUCCAGUCGAUCCUUCUUUACCUGACAUCAAGAACAGUAUCUACUCCACUGAUGAGUUUAGGAUGUACUCCUUCAAGGUCAGGCCCUGCUCGCGUGCCUACUCGCACGACUGGACGGAGUGUCCUUUCGUCCACCCGGGCGAGAACGCGAGGAGGAGAGAUCCCAGAAAGUUCCACUACAGCUGCGUUCCCUGUCCGGAUUUUCGGAAGGGAGCUUGCAGAAGAGGGGACAUGUGCGAGUUCGCGCACGGCGUGUUCGAGUGCUGGCUCCAUCCGGCUCAGUACCGUACCCGUCUCUGCAAAGACGGGACGGGCUGCGCCCGUCGCGUCUGUUUCUUUGCGCACGUCCCCGAGGAGCUUAGGCCGUUGUAUGAGUCGACCGGUUCGGCUGUUCUUUCGCCUCGGUCCAAUGCUGCUGACUACGCUGCGGCGUUGAGUCUCUUGCCUGGUUCGCCGUCUGGUGGCUCUGUUAUGUCUCCGCUCUCGCCUUCCUCGGCGGGUAACGGGAUGUCGUCGAUGGGGUGGCCGCAGCCUAACGUUCCUGCUCUGCAGCUGCCUGGGAGCAACCUGCGGUCGAGCAGGCUGAGGUCUUCGUUCAACGCGAGGGAUGAGAUGAAUAUGUUGGCGGAGUAUGAGCAGCAGCAGCUUCUCAAUGAGUUCAACAGUUCGUUGAGCAGGUCUGGUCGGAUGAAAUCGCUGCCUCCUUCGAAUCUUGAAGAUCUUUUCUCGGCGGAGAGCUCUUCUUCUCCUCGGUUUAAUGAUUCGGCUUUGGCUUCUGCUGUGUUCUCUCCUACGCAUAAGUCUGCUGUGUUCAAUCAGUUCCAACAGCAGCAGAACCAGCAGAGUAUGCUGUCUCCUAUCAACACAAGCUACUCUUCGCCAAAGAGUGUGGAUCACUCGCUGUUCUCAGGAGGAGGUGGGAGGAUGUCUCCUCGGAACGUGGUUGAGCCUAUUUCGCCGAUGAGCUCUCGCGUGUCCAUGUUGGCUCAAUGCGUGAAGCAGCAGCAGCAACAACAGCAACAGCAGCAGCAGCAGUUCCGUAGCCUUAGAUCAAGGGAGCUUAGAACAAACAACACAAGCCCUAUUGUUGGUUCACCGGUUAACAACAACAACAACAACAACUCGUGGUCAUCUCAAUGGGGUUCAUCAAAUGGUAAACCGGAUUGGGGAAUGAGCUCAGAGGCGCUUGGUAAGUUGUCGUUUGAUGAUGUUGAGCCUGAUGUUUCUUGGGUUCAGUCACUGGUGAAGGAGAAUCCAACAGAGGCCAAAGAGAGAGCAGCUGCAGGUACAUCGUCUAACACUGGCCAAAACACAAUGCAGCCAACAACAACAACCUCUGAAAUGGUAAUGGAUCAUGCUGGCCUUGAAGCUUGGAUUGAGCAAAUGCAGCUCGAUCAGUUCGUAGCUCAGCAGAAUUGAGAGGUGGUGAUGGUGGUAGAAGUGGUAACAAGAUUAACAAAACAAGGAAGAGGUUUUCUAUGUUUUUGGUCAAAUUAAUUUUCACAAUUUUUAGAUAAGAGAAGGGAACAACAAAACAAGAAAAAAGGCUUAUGGGAAGUGAGGAGAAGAGAAAAAAAAAACCUUUUUGGUUUUCUUUCUCCCGUUUUCAUAUUUAUUUUUAGGAUUUUCUCCCAUUAUCAUGAUUAUUAUUUUUAUUUUUAUGAUAUUAUUAUUGUAUGAAUAUUUGUUAUCUUUUAUAUGUUGAGGACCCUGGAAUCAAAUUUUAUAUUAUUUAAUCUUUUGAUU